AUGCCCAUACUUGCUAGGGGGCUCAUAGCUGUGGAUUCCUCGGCGCUUUCCAGUUCUUCUGCCACAGAGGCGUAUUAUUCGGACCUGCAACAAGCUUCGUUCGUGCCGUCAGCUACUAUCACGGCCUCAACUUUACCAAUAACCACUUCGAUAGCUUAUGUGUACUCCUCAGGACGUGAGACGGUUUCAAACUCGAAAAAGCCUACCAUUACAAGCAGUCCUUCCCUGAGCUCAGGCAAGGUGUCAACAUCAUCCUCCUCGGCAUCCACGACGUCCUCGACAUCCUCAGCAAUCGCGUCGAAAUCGUCCUCGGGUGCGAGUCCCGCUUACAACGGCAAUUGGAAAGUAUCUGCGAUGGUCUGUGGACUUUUAGGCUUUGGCUUCUUAUUAGGAGGCCUUUAA
Molecule: messenger RNA, 402 nt
Organism: Kuraishia capsulata CBS 1993
Lineage: Eukaryota; Fungi; Ascomycota; Pichiomycetes; Pichiales; Pichiaceae
Exons: 1
Coding region: 1-402 (133 amino acids)
Source: RefSeq, a predicted model, not a curated record